Chara braunii is the source of this 2867-nucleotide messenger RNA. The record is from the annotation of a GenBank genome assembly. Lineage: Eukaryota; Viridiplantae; Streptophyta; Charophyceae; Charales; Characeae.
GAGCUGGCGAGAGGAAGAUCAGCUAAACGAUCUAUAAUCGUCUCAGUCCUCCCGUCACUCGACAGAGGUCCGCCGAAGCUUGACCGGAGAUGCCCAUGACCGAUGCUAAUGGAACACCUCCUCGAGUGAUGGUAAGCAUCCCCGCUACCUUCCCAUUCUAUCCCAACUACACUCAUCCAAAGGCAUGCAAGCUUAGGGAUAUGGCAUCGAGGACCUUCCCCGUCAUUGCCCUGCUACUGCGAAACACCGCACAUGAUUGGUUUAUAAGGCAUAGAUGGGUAGAUUGGGACACCUUUAAGAGGGCGUUCCUAGCAAGAUUCGACGCGGUCAGCGAAAAUGCUGCAUGGUUCGUACUGAAAACCCGUCCGCAGGAACUCGGAGAACUGUUACCCGACUUUGUUGAUCGAUUUCAGACCGCAUUAGACAAAUCCGGACGGGAAGAAAAUGUUGCUCGAGAUCUGUUCAUCGACCAUCUCCGCAAUCCAGUGUUAAAGGCAAAACUGCAGAAAAAGGUCCCUCCUAAGACGAACCAACUGUCCGUUAUCAUAACUAAAGCCCUUGGACUGGAUCUGCUGGAUACGCUGCCUGCCUAUAAGUGCAAUUACUCUGCCCCGACGGGGGAAUGCUACGCGGCCUUGUGGGGGAUCAGUCACUUCCGAGCGUACUUAUAUGGCCGAAAGUUCACGUUGAUGACCGAUCACGAACUGUUGCUGGCAUUGAAGAAGUCCAAGGACUACUUGGGCAUGAUCGAGCGAUGGGCUACCAAGUUGCAGAGUAUGGACUUUGACAUUCGUCAUCGAAAGCAUGAGAGACAUGACAACACGGACGGGCUGACACGACUCCACCACCCCGACAAGCUUGGCGUAGAAGCCAUGUCUGCGCAAGCGGUCAAGGAUGUCGCGAAGGUGUCUGAGAUGCUCCUCAGGGGUACAACUGUAGAUCAGGAUAUCGUCGAGGUAAACGAGAACGUACUGCUCCAGGAUGUCCUUGAAGAUGUCGUUCAUCACCGUCUGGAAGGUAGCGGUAGUGAGAGGGACAAACCGCGACGGAGAUGUCAGGAGCCGACUACGGAGGAGGUCGCAGGUGUACACUGCACCGUGGCUAGGAGGCGCCACGGGGAUGCGAGGCGUCGGGGGGGACUGAGCACGACGAUGGUGGGAAAGCUCAACGUAGUGGCGGUCAAGGGCGGUUGUGUAAGGGCACUGCGAGGAGGUAUGACAGUCCUGGCGGCAACGCAAACACCCACGUCGGCCCAAAAUGGCCGCGCGCUCCUCAGCGGAAAGGACAUCACGAGGAGGGACAAAGCCCUGAGGGACAUCAGGGGGCGAUGCGCCAUCGUGACCACAACAACUACGUGCCUGAGAGAGGGUGGAGAGGGCGAGCUGGAGACGCUUGACUAUAGGGAGGGUAGAAUCCUCCAGGUGGCAGUGGACGGCCUCAUAGAGGUCGAGGUCGUCACUAUGGUCACCCUCAGGCGACAGCAGGGCAACAACGUUCUGCUCACCAUAGUCGAGCGCGUUGAAGCGACGCGAGAAGUGGCGACCCUGCUGCGCAGAACGGUGGGGAGGACCGUGAAAAGGGGAACGACGCUAGGAAGCGUUGUGAGAGAAGGAGGGAUCGUACCCGUUAUGCUGAGGCUGGGACGAGGAAGUGGGGUGAAGACGGGUCCGCAUCUACUGAUGGGCCUUGGCGGCCUCAUAAGCCUGCGGGGCCGAUAUAUUAAGAACUUAUUAGCAAACGAGGUUCGGCUAGAGUAUCACACCUUUCGCAAGAAGGCUCUAGAUUUAGAGGCCACGCUAGGAGGUGCUCAACCACUCCCUACGGACGGAAGAAAAAAGAAGAGUCCACAAGAGUGGAAGAAGAAGGGAAGCCGAUUGAUGAUGGUUGAUGGUACUCAAACCGAGAUCGAGGACUUCUUAGACCUUGUGGACGGUUUAGAGUUAGACGGCGAGGAUGAUGCUGAGGGUAGCAACCUCGAUGCUUUGGUAAAGGGACCAAUGGCGGGGAGGGACUCUGUGAGGGAGAGGCGUGAGGUGAUGAGCGAAAUGGAGAAGAUGGAGAGGGAGGUUGAACGAGUCCACAAGUACUUCGUGGAGAGGGGUGAUAGCAUCACAGACACCAUGCGUUGCGGCAGAACUGUUUCUGAAACUGAGAUGUCGCUCGAGAACAUUCAAGCUCGGAGAUGGGCAAGUUCCGUUCUGAAGAGACUUCGUGCGUCAAGGGAUAGUCUCCGACAUUGCUGCGACGAACUUGUCAUCCACAACCUCCAAAUCCGACGAGACAACGAGCAAUGGAGACGAAUGUGGGACGAGAGCCGGGCGGAGGUACGCGACACUACCCGAGCCUUGCUGCAACAGUUCGAGACAGGGACGAAGCUAUGUCGAGGUGCGAGGCGGCCGAAGAAGAUGGGCAAAUGGCACGUGAGCAGGCUGAAACCGCUUGGAGGUUCUACGACGACAUUGUGCGUGGAGUGGUGGUGGGGACUGAUGGUGACAACGAUGUGUGUCAUGAAUUUGAAGCUCUUCGCGUCGGUGGAAACGGAAAAGGUGCGGCCAGCUCAUCGACGACACAGGGUGGACAUGGGGCCACGUGUUGCAAUUGCGAGGAUCUCAUGUUUAGGAAUAACAUAAGCACAUCCCGCGUUUCCUUUGUUGUUCCAUUUUCCCAUUUUGUCGAGGUCCAACCUGGCAAAUUCCUCUCUGGCCUUUCUCCAAACUCCCUCUUCAUCCCUCAGGAUAGGUACAUAUCCUUCACUACUUACAAACAUUUCCAUCAUCGCACCGUGAUACAAUCUAGGACACAUCAGGACGAUCUCUCCGGAAUUACGAUGGACAGGUGAAAAAACCAAAUCAACAAAUCUACACUUC